CUUAUUUUUCGUAGACCUCCCUCUGAUCCCAAUUUUGAAUUCCUACUUCGUGCUCUGAUUUUAUCCUUCUUUUUCUUCUUCUCGUCGUUUUUCAACGCUCAUUGUUUAUUCUCUACACUCGGUUGAAUUUUAAUGGGUUAUUGUUAGGGUUGCUUUGUCCUCCAAAUUCAUCUGGGCAGGUAAAAUCCUCUUAUGAAUUCGGAUUGAUUCUUUUUCGUUAAUGUUCUUAUCGGUGAAAUGAUUGAUUUUGGUUCGUGGAUUUCAUGAGGAGGAACAGAGAUGGCCUAUAAGGUGGAUCACGAGUAUGACUAUCUGUUUAAAAUUGUGUUAAUCGGAGAUUCUGGUGUUGGGAAAUCAAAUAUACUCUCUAGGUUCACCCGAAAUGAAUUCUGCUUGGAAUCUAAAUCCACCAUUGGUGUUGAAUUUGCCACCAGAACUCUUCAGGUAGAGGGGAAGACAGUGAAAGCGCAGAUUUGGGACACAGCAGGGCAGGAAAGAUACAGAGCUAUCACCAGUGCCUAUUACAGAGGAGCAGUUGGGGCACUUUUGGUGUACGACAUCACCAAGCGACAAACCUACGAAAACGUGCACAGAUGGCUUCGUGAGUUAAGGGAUCAUGCCGAUUCCAACAUUGUCAUCAUGUUGGCCGGUAAUAAGGCUGACCUCAACUACCUCAGGGCAGUUCCAGAGCAAGAUGCAAGGCUAUUGGCUGAGAAAGAAGGGCUGUCAUUCCUUGAGACAUCGGCAUUAGAAGCAGUUAAUGUGGAGAAAGCAUUUCAGACAAUUUUGUUAGACAUUUAUCAGAUUAUCAGCCGGAAAGCUCUGGCUGCACAAGAGGCAACUGCCAAUUUCCCUGGUCAAGGCACCACCAUUAAGGUCGGAGAGUAUUCCGGUAAUGUGAACAGGAAACCCUGUUGUUCUAACUGAGGUUUUUUUCAUUUUUGAGGAUUGUUAAUCACCUCUGUGCAGUACAUUUGAUAUUCCUUUUUUGUGUAUAGAGAACCCUCACCUUUAAGAAACUCUUCAAAAUCUAUCUGCUUUUACCAUUCCAGUUCUUCUCAAAAAGUAUCAAUCCGGUCUCAUCUGAUUAAAUUGUGUUACAGAAAGUGUGACACUAACAAAUAAUUUUG
Oldenlandia corymbosa var. corymbosa is the source of this 1130-nucleotide messenger RNA. Lineage: Eukaryota; Viridiplantae; Streptophyta; Magnoliopsida; Gentianales; Rubiaceae. The record is from the annotation of a GenBank genome assembly.